Molecule: messenger RNA, 726 nt
Organism: Sinocyclocheilus rhinocerous
Lineage: Eukaryota; Metazoa; Chordata; Actinopteri; Cypriniformes; Cyprinidae
Product: general receptor for phosphoinositides 1-associated scaffold protein-like
Exons: 8
Coding region: 1-726 (241 amino acids)
Molecular function (GO): protein binding
Source: RefSeq, a predicted model, not a curated record
AUGACAGCAUCUGUUCAGUACAUAAGAAAACUGCUGAUGAAAAGCAGCUGUGCGACAAGCAACCUGUUGAACACUGGACACAAAACACAGAAGAACACUAUUGAUUAUAAAACAAUCAGGAACAAAGAUGGAAAAAGUCAUAAAAGAAAUGUUGUGCAAUCCCAAGACGAGACAACAGAGCAGUAUAUAAGGAAAAGUGUCGUUUUAAGAAGAGAAGAAAAUGAAACUUUUGGGUUUGACAUCCAGACAAGCAGUGUUGAGAGAAGCAUCAGCGCUGAGCAGGAUUUGGGCUCAUGUGUGUGUUGGGUGAAGGAGAACAGUCUUGCAGAGAGUAGUGGGUUAAUGACGGGUGAUGUUAUUAUAACAGUCAACAAUGUGUACAUUGCUGGAUUCACUCAUCAGCAGAUCAAGGAUCUGGUUCAAAAAUCCUCCAUCUUAAUGUUGGAGAUUAUCAGAGGUGCUACAGAAAAGCAGAGGCAAUUGCUUAGGAAGCUUUAUCUCCUGCAGAAACAGCUUACAGAGAAAUGCGAAGAGCUUCAGACACUCAUCGCAGAGGAAGUGCAUCUGACAGGAGGUGUGUGUUCAUGUGUGAGAGCAAGACAGAGAGAUGUGGAAUUAGAAGCCAAACAACACUGUUCUCCAAACAAUGGGGAUGAAAUUCUCAUCAACUUUGCCACUGGGAAUGAGAAUGAGGCUGCGUCACACAAUGCCAGUAAAUUCCACUGA